CGUCUGUAAUAUUGGUAAAAGCGUUGUUAGAUUAAAACCACCAAUCUGAAGACUUAUAUAUAUAUUUUUCCAAGAUCUUGAAAGCGAAAUAUCUCUUCGGCAUAUUUUAAUAGAUUCUAUUUUGCAAAGAGAUGACUUCGGAAAGCACCUCGGACGAUGUAGGUCUAGCAAGAUGGGCGCCAGAAAUGCCCACUGUUCAGGAAAUUCGCGAAUCUAUGCAGAAUUUUGGUACGCCGGAUUAUAUUGUAUUUGCUGGGAUGUUGGUCGUAUGCGGCAUUGUCGGUAUUUAUUUCGGUUUCGUAAAGAAAUCUUCAGGAGAAGAUGAAUAUCUAGUCGGCGGGAGGAACAUGAAAACAUUUCCAGUCAGCCUCAGCCUACUAGCCAGUUUUAUAUCAGGUAUUUCAUUACUGGGUACACCGACGGAGAUUUAUGUACAUGGCACAACUUACCUAUUCAUUUGUUCUGCGGUUGUUUUUGUCACCCUUGUCACAUCCUUCGUGUACUUGCCAGUUUUUCAUGAGCUCAAACUCACUAGUACUUAUGAGUAUCUUGAGAAGCGUUUCGAUAAAAGGAUGAGAUUACUAGGUUCAGUCCUUUUUGCCAUCAGUAUCAUAACUUGGCUUCCAAUUGUCAUUUACGUACCUGCAUUGGCCUUCAAUCAAGUUACCGGAGUAAACGUACAUAUAGUUACACCCUUUGUGUGCAUCGUUUGCAUAUUCUACACUUGUGUGGGUGGUCUUAAGGCAGUAGUAUGGACAGACUUUUUUCAAACUUUUUUUAUGUUUGGCUCCAUGUUAUUAAUUGUAAUAAAAGGCACAGCGGACGUUGGUGGAUGGUCGCUAGUAAUUCGAAGGAAUCUGGAAUCCGGAAGACUCGAAUUCCCUACGACGGAUUGGAGUCCUUUGACGAGACAUACAAUUUGGGGACUUACUAUAGGCGGUUUUGUUCAUUGGUUACAAAUCUCUGUCAUUAAUCAAAAUAUGAUUCAACGAUAUUUAUCACUUCCUACUUUACAAUCAGCUAGAAGAGCACUCUGGUUUUUUAUGAUCUUUGUAACAAUACUUUUGUGUAUAUGUGGAUAUGCUGGUAUGUUGAUUUAUGCCUGGUAUCAUGAAUGUGAUCCACUUACAACCAAGUUGGCACGUGCCAAGGAUCAGCUAUUACCAUUGUUAGUUAUGAACGUUUUAGGAGAUUUUCCAGGACUGCCUGGUCUCUUUGUGGCUGGGGUAUUUAGCGCCGCACUGAGUUCAUUAUCAACCGGUCUAAACUCCAUGGCAGCCGUGGUGCUGGAAGAUUUUGUCAAGCCUUUUAUGAAGACUCCUUUUACGCGUAGGGGUGCUGAUAUUUUUAUGAAGCUCACUGUUGUCAUUUUAGGCGCAAUCUGUGUUGCUCUCGUUUUCGUUGUCGAACGGGCGAGCACUCAUGUAUUACAGUUGUCCAUAAGUCUAGGCGCCAUUACCACUGGACCAUCCUUUGGCAUUUUCAAUAUGGGAAUAUUAUUACCAUGGAUUAAUGGCAAGGGUGCUCUAAUUGGAGGAAUUGCAGGUUUGAGUUUCAUGGGUUGGCUUGGUCUUUCUACCGAAGCAGCUAUCACUAGUGGAAAAAUUAAAUUUAAUACGAAACCCGUCACCACAGAGGGAUGUACCUAUUCAUUUCCACAAGUAGAGAAUUUAUUAUUAUCUGUACCACCAGAUUCAAUUUUGAAGGACGUUGGAGAGGAACCAUGGGCAUUAUACCGUCUGAGUUAUCUUUGGUAUACUAUGACUGGUGCCUUAGUGACUAUAAGUGUCGGUCUUAUCGUAACUUUGAUUACCUCCCAAGACGUUGAGAAAUUAGAUCCGAUGCUUGUAGCACCAUUUGUGAGAAAAUAUUUAAAGACUUCAAGGAAAGAUGUUGCGCCUAAAGAACUUCAUCAGAUCAAGGUUGCAAAAUCGAAUGAAAAAGAGGCAUCAUGCACUAUCAAUGAAGAUGAUAAAUUAUUACCUAGUGAAACUUCGACAAAUAAUGUAAUAAAUAAAUAGAUAUUAAUAUAAAUUUUAGUUUUCAAUGCUCGAAAUUUGUUGCUCGAAACUUGAAAAUAGAACAUGAUUUUACAGCCAAUAAUACUGUUUGUACAAAGUAAAAAAGAAAGGCAUAUUGAAAUAUUAAAAAAAAUUUGUACAGUUUGUGCGUAAUAGUAUAUAUUUUU
Molecule: messenger RNA, 2188 nt
Organism: Wasmannia auropunctata (little fire ant)
Lineage: Eukaryota; Metazoa; Arthropoda; Insecta; Hymenoptera; Formicidae
Product: sodium-coupled monocarboxylate transporter 1-like
Exons: 14
Coding region: 132-2021 (629 amino acids)
Biological process (GO): sodium ion transport; transmembrane transport
Cellular component (GO): membrane
Molecular function (GO): symporter activity
Source: RefSeq, a predicted model, not a curated record